Messenger RNA from Ciona intestinalis (vase tunicate), 2099 nucleotides. Its product is annotated as GATOR1 complex protein NPRL3-like. Gene Ontology annotation, cellular component: GATOR1 complex. Gene Ontology annotation, biological process: positive regulation of autophagy; cellular response to amino acid starvation; negative regulation of TORC1 signaling. Lineage: Eukaryota; Metazoa; Chordata; Ascidiacea; Phlebobranchia; Cionidae. The record is from RefSeq and is a predicted model, not a curated record.
CGAGAAUUCGACCUAAAUGCGAAAACUUUCGAUCCGUUCUACUCUACUAUAGCAGGUAUUUUAAACCGUAAUACUGUUGAAAAAGAAGCUUGCAAACUUAUUUGAAGACUGUUAAAUGUUUCAUUAGCUCCCAACAAGCCUUAUGGAUGAUGAUCUACCAUGGAACCCAUUGGGUCUCAUGCUCUCUAUGUUUGGGAGUAGAAUAAACAGUAAGUUGCUAUUUAAAUACCCAUUUGACUUGGAAAGUUUUAGUGGCAUGUCUCGUGACAAUUAUGAGCAACUGACUUCCUCAACAUUUCACCUCAAUCAACCUCACACUAUGGGUGGUCAAAAAAGCACAGCUGAUUGGAUGAAUGAGGAAGACAGUGAUGAUGAACAACAUCGUGAUACGAUGACACAGUUUUUAGCAUUUUCCGAUGAAACAUUAGGCCAAAUUUUAAGUCCUGGUAAUACAAAGAUUUGUGGUCAAAAGUUUGAUGUUAAAAACAAUGGACUGAGGUUUGUUGGGUUUCCUGUUAUGCUUGAACGAAGUAAUAUUGAAGGCAAUAUGGUGCGGCCAAUGCAGCAUCAACUGGUGAGGUCUGGGAGAUCAAGAUGCAAUUCAAGUGCUGCAUUUUUGAGAGCAAAUGAGACUGACACUACUCUACUCUCAUUUAAUUUAGUUUUUGUCCUGAAAACUAGCGCCAACUAUUCGGUUGUUGAGGCUUACCAACAGCUGAGUGCAAAAGUUAGCCUUGGCUUAAGAUUUGAAGAAAAAAGAACAAUGUAUAUGACCAACGCUGCAAUGCAAAUGCUGAGCAUUCAUGAUGAUGAAGCAAAUACAGAAGAGUCAAAAUGCAAAAUUUAUUCCGAAAUUUUGGCACAAAGCAAGCUUGCUCUUCACCUGCAAGAUAUAUUUAAUGCUUUGCAUUGCUCUGGAACAAUUAAUCUGACAAUCAAUGAAAACCUGAGCAUAGAUUUUUGCCUUUACCACAAAGUGCUGAACAGCACAAAUGUUUCCGAACAGUGCUCGACUGUGGAUAUAAAGGCCAUUGAAACUUGCCUGAAGAAAAUUCAACCCUAUCAUGGAUUAUUAGUUUAUGACAUAAAAGAUGUGUGGGCAUCUUUAACCGAUCAUUGUUCCAUGUCAAUGGUAAAGUUUCUCAAUUUUUACAGCCCCACAAAAUCUUUACAACUUAUCUCAAUUGAUGGGGACAUUAACCUGAAGCAUGUUUACACAAUAGCACGGCAUUUGGUACUGUGGGGCAAGGCUUGUGUUAUCUAUCCUCUGUGCAAGACCAAUGUAUAUGUUCUUGCUCCUACUGCAAUGUUGCACAUACAUUCCAGAUGGGUAAAGUUAUUUAGAAAUACAUUCCAUAUGAGUCUCACCAAAGUCUUGUCUUAUUUUUCCGUCCCGAUCAGUUUGAUUGAUUUCCGACUGGGUGAAAGAUUCAAUCUACAAUCCCAUAACAGUCCGUUUUUUGAACACGAAGAUACCCUUGUCAAUGCAGUAUUUUGGAUGUUGCAACAUAGGUUUCUAAUGCAGCAUCACACUUAUGUAUAUUUUGUCCCACCACUAACAACCAAGGAAGAGGCUCAAAAAUCCAGCAUUGAAUUACAACACGAUCUGCUGAAGUUUGCAAAGACUGUGCAUAAGAUGCAUGUUCGUUUUGAGGACCUGCCAUCUCACUGUAAACCCCUCUUUCAAACCUCUAUCACUGCUUCACAGGCGCCUAUUAACUUUAACUUAUUUUUACGUCUUUUAAAAUAUUUUGACGGGAGGCAUCAUCUUGAAGAAAUGAUGUACAGGGAGAAUUUGUUACGUGGAGACAUUGUGAACAUACUAGACCAAUUUAAGCCUUUGCUUUUAACUACAGUUCGCGAAGAUGAAAUUGCCUCAGCUUUUUGCAUGGCAGAUUGUUAAUAAUUUUAGGAGUACCAGGUCCUUAAAUUAUAUCUAGCUUUAAUGCAAUAUUUUUCCUAUUUUAAAAUUUCAUUCAAUAAUUAAUCUUUUGGCUUGCAAUGUAGAAUGUAUAUUGUUUCUCUGUUCUUAUAUUCUUUGGUACUGUAUUGCGUGGUAUAUUUUAUCAUAGAUUUAAUUAAAUAUAUACGCUACCUCU